CUACCAUAAUAACCCAAUAAGGAUUGGGUUCUAUUCAAACCCCUUAAAAACAAACCUAUUCUAAAUAAACUCUAAAGAAGUUUUCCUUUCUCAUCAUUCCAGUUUUCAUCAUGGCCGCCUUCUCUUCUUGGGGCUCUGUUCUUCCUCCCACAAAUCCGCCGCCGGAGAAUAUGGAGGUCCGAGAAUGGAUGAGGAAUCAUGUCGACGUCUCCUUCAAGCUGGCGAAUCACGUCUUCUUCACCGUCACUAAAACAGAUUCCAACCUCGUCUUCUCCCCUCUCUCAAUCAACGUCAUCUUGGCCCUCCUCGCCGCCGGCUCUGAAGGCCCCUCACUGCACCAGCUCCUCGCGUUCCUCAGCGCCAAGUCGACCGACGAUCUCAACGCCUUCUAUUCUCGCGUCGUCUCCGCCAUCUUCGCCGACGGCAGUCCUGCCGGCGGCCCGCGACUGUCGGUGGCUAACGGCGCGUGGAUCGAGCAGACUCUGCCUGUGAAGCCUUCCUUCAAGCAUGUCCUGGAGACUGUUUACAAGGCCGCUUGUGUUGGGUUUGUGGAGGUUUGGGCUUGACUUUUUGCCCGACCCAUGUUACGAAACCCUAGAUGCACUCUUCCUAUAUAUAUAUAUUGCAUACUUGUACUUGUAAUUGACACCACAAGUGAAAUAAGAAAAUCCUCCUGUUGCAGCCGUGGAUUAGGGAAACCGAACCACGUUAAAUUCUUGUGUGUCGUUUGUGUUCCGUUUCUCUCGUUUCUCGCAGAUAUUUGUGUGUGUUGUGUGGUUUAAUUCUCAACAAGUGGUAUCAGAGACUUGGUUGUUCAACACGAGAACACGAAUAGCGAGGAGCUGUCACCUACGGUUUGCAGAUCUGGAUCGUUGGAUUGUGGAGAAAGAGAAGUGUAGCGCCGCCUGUGCGAGAAGGGGAGAUCUGCGCAGGUGUUCG
This is a messenger RNA of Cuscuta campestris, 939 nucleotides long. The record is from the annotation of a GenBank genome assembly. Lineage: Eukaryota; Viridiplantae; Streptophyta; Magnoliopsida; Solanales; Convolvulaceae.